This is a messenger RNA of Saccoglossus kowalevskii, 915 nucleotides long. Its product is annotated as dentin sialophosphoprotein-like. Lineage: Eukaryota; Metazoa; Hemichordata; Enteropneusta; Harrimaniidae. The record is from RefSeq and is a predicted model, not a curated record.
AUUUGGCAACAGACUCUGACCCCUGCAACACUGAUUCACAGACAGACUCUCACCCCUGCAACACUGAUUCACUGACAGACUCUGACCACUGUAACACUGAUUCACUGACAGACUCUGACCCCUGUAACACUGAUUCACAGACAGACUCUCACCCCUGCAACACUGAUUCACUGACAGACUCUGACCCCUGUAACACUGAUUCACUGACAGACUCUGACCCCUGUAACACUGAUUCACUGACAGACUCUGACCCCUGUAACACUGAUUCACUGACAGACUCUGACCCCUGUAACACUGAUUCACUGACAGACUCUGACCACUGCAACACUGAUUCACUGACAGACUCUGACCACAGCAACACUAAUUCACUGACAGACUCUGACCCCUGCAACACUGAUUCACAGACAGACUCUCACCCCUACAACACUGAUUCACUGACAGACUCUGACCCCUGCAACACUGAUUCACUGACAGACUCUCACCCCUGCAACACUGAUUCACUGAUAGACUCUGACCCCUGCAACACUGAUUCACAGACAGACUCUGACCCCUGUAACACUGAUUCACUGACAGACUCUGACUCCUGCAACACUGAUUCACAGACAGACUCUGACCCCUGUAACACUGAUUCACUGAUAGACUCUGACCCCUGCAACACUGAUUCACAGACAGACUCUGACCCCUGCAACACUGAUUCACAGACAGACUCUGACCCCUGCAACACUGAUUCACUGACAGACUCUGACCCCUGCAACACUGAUUCACUGACAGACUCUGACCCCUGUAACACUGAUUCACUGACAGACUCUGACCCCUGCAACACUGAUUCACUGACAGACUCUGACCCCUGUAACACUGAUUCACUGACAGACACUGACCCCUGCAACACUGAUUCACUGACAGACUCUGACUCCU